AUGACAGGCGAAGUGUUCGUCAUCACCGGCUGGCUGAUCGUCCCGGCGAUUGCCACGGCAUUGCUCCUUCCGUUCUUUUACGUGUUUGCCACUUGGGACCACGAGACGUUUCGACAAUACCCUUUGCUGCCUGGUCCAUUGGACUGGGGCUCGAAAGAGUUUCUGUUCCGGUGCUGGCUGUCCAAGUUCGUUCGGAUGGGAUGGACGUCGAGAGAUCGGCUCCUCGCCGCCUGUCCUCGCAUUGUGCUCCAGACCAAGUUCACCAUUCUCGACGCCGAAAUUGCCAACGUCAAGGCGUCCGUCGGUACGACGUCGACUUCUGACACCAUCAAGACGGUCCCGUUGCUCUUUCCACAGGUCAUAUGCGGGUACUUGCUCGUGCAGCUGCUGGGGAACUCGAACUUUCCAUGUCCUGUUGGCAACCUCACGUGGAAGCGACUCCACAUCACCCAGCUCCGCCAAAUGAGCGUCGAUGAAGAACUGAAUUGUUUGAUGGUCCUCAUCGGCAAGAAGCUCACGAGCGAAGGAAUCGAGUUCACCGUCCAAACUGAUUUGUUCGACGAUGUGGGGGUCGUGUGGCAGUCAUCGUUCUACUUCGUCGUGCCCCAUAAAGUACCAGCCUCGUCCGCCAUUCCUCUCGCUCGGCCAUCCAAUCCCGUUGAUGCCAACGUAAUGCACUCGACAAAAGACGGUGGCGAUGCGAAACAAGCAUCGACGAUUCGGCUCUCGUGCUCCCACGAGCGCUUGGCGCAGUUUGAUCUCGGAGGAGCGGUGGACAUUGAGAACCUAACGUCGAAGGGAUGGUGGGCUCCACCCGUUCCACGGCUGACCCCCCUGUGGCUCCUUUCCGCCGCCUCGACGGCCAUCGAAAGACAUGGGCUCGAAAUCGCGUACCCCAUCGUGUGUCAUGCAGAGGCCCGUGAAUCGACCCAGGAAGUGUCCCCUACCGCGGAUUUGAAUUGCGACGUGGCAGCAAAGUCCGAGGACGGGUCCACCAAGCUGAUAUCUUUUAAUGUGUCGACCUCGGGCCGCCCUGACCCCCUCGUCUUUGGGUACCUGCGGUCUGUCGGGAGGGUCAAACCAACGGACAACACGAUCACGUACGUGUCACUCAAGCGACGUAUUGGUUCGGACACUUCAUCGUUCGGGCCUUCGAAAGAACGUGGGGGUGCCGGUCCUGUCGUGACCGAACUCCAGGAUUGUAUCGUGUUUUCUGGUCGUGGCAUCGAUUUAUCCGAGAAAGGCGCCAACGUCAAGGAGAAACGUCAUGCUCCAUUUCACGAACUCAAUGUACCAAGUGUUUCGAUUCCAGAGACCCAACGGUACACGUUUGCGAUCGUGCUGAAAAAUACAUACCAAGUCAAGGACAUGUUGCGCGAGCGAUUCCCUGGAAAGCAAAUGAAGGCAACGCGGCAUCGCUUGGCCGAUCAAGUGGCUGCCAUGCAUCUCAAGUGCCUCCGGCGGCUAGUCCAAGCGGGUCUCGGUGUUAUCCUGCUCGACAACGACAACAGCAUUCCCCACGAAAACCAAAAGUACAACCAAACCAACAACAUUUGCGUGCUCAUCGAUCCGUACAAGGACAGCGACUUGUUGCUACAAGAAUUCAAACGCGAAAAGGACGAACUCGCGAUCAAGCGCGGGCAGGCUAACGCUCGAUUGGGUAUGGAAACGGUCGAGAGCGUCAAGAAUAUUUGCUUCUCGCCUGCAUUGGAGCUGCAGUUGACGCACAACAUCAUUCACAACGCGUUUCGCGACUACGACAAGGACGACUGGUCCAUCGAGCAUCAGCAAGAACUCACAUGCUGGGACGUCGUCGACGUGUGCUUCCCUCUUCACGACCGCGUCUUCAACAACUCGUUUUUUGCCGAGUAUCGCAAGAAAACGUUCGAGUUUCGCGUUAGCAAGGCGACUGCAGGCAACUCCGAGCGAUGGGCCAUCGAGGAAUUGCGUCUGCACUUUGGCGAGCGCGUGGCGUUCUUGUUUGCGUUCAUGCACAUUUACAGCAAAAUGCUGGGUCCACUCAUGGUCGUGUGCGUGCUCUAUUACUUGGGUUUUCGAUUCGUGUCGGGAUACGUGUGGAACUACUACUUGCUUGGUCUGGCCGUGCUCGGAUUCGGCGUGGUGAGUCUGUGGGCUCCGGCGAUGCUGCUCGUGUGGGAGCGCGAGACGCGGACGUUGACAGAGAAAUGGAACUUGGUCAAUUACAAAGACACGGUGUUCGAACGCAACGACGAAAACCCGAAAUUUGAAUACGUCUGGGUCAAAAACGAAAUCACGCACGAAAUGGAAAAACAGAUCAAGAAGUCCAAGAAACGCCUCAUCCGGGUCACCAUGCUGUUCUUCGUCGCGCUCAGCUCCAUCAUCCAGUGCAUCGUGCUGAUGCCGUUCCUCCAGUGGUACGUGUGGUCGAAACUCGCCCCGACGUGCGACAGCCAGCAGUGCGCCGCGAAACAGAACUGUCACCAGUUUAUCAACUGCUUUACGUCGCCCACUUCAACGGUUGGCACGGAUCGGUGGGCGUACAUUCUGUGCCAGGGCGUGAUCUUGGGCUUGCUCAUUGACACGGUGUUCUACGAGCUCUUCAACUGGUUCUCGUCCAAGUUUGUGUUGUGGGAAAACAUUCGGAAGAAGUCCGAGUUUGAAAACCGGUUGAUCCAUCGCAAGUUUGUCUUUGUCUGGAGCAACUGGUUUUUUUGGUUUCUCGCGCUCGCGUUCUUAUACCUUCCAUACGGCGACAAAGUGAAUGACGUGUAUGCGUAUUUAAAGCUGGAUUGGGCGAUUGCGUACCAAUGGAACCCAACGCUGCUGACGCUGGACACGCUCUUCGUCACGCCACUCGUGGUCACGCAACUCCUGAACAUGGUGCUGGAAACAUGGCUGCCCUAUGUGAUCCGCAUCAUCAAGGGAAAGCCCAUGUCGUGCCGGAACUGGACUUCAUCGUGGUUUUCGAGUCUUGAUUGCAACAAGCAGCGCAAGGCCCGGAAACGCAAACACCGCAUGGAGACAAACAUGGCAGCGCACAAACUCGCCGACGAAGUGUCCCGCACGACGCGGUUCUUUGUGCCCGUCUUGGGCUAUUCGGACGACUCGAACGAGUAUACAGCGUAUCAAAUUUUGGCUGAAUCGAAGCUUCCCGUUUUCGACACGAGCUCCGAUUACUUGGACGCUUGUAUCCAAUUUUCAUACAUCCUCAUGUUUACAGUCGUUUGGCCACUCCUUCCAUUCCCUGCCUUUUGCAACAACGUGCUCGAGGUGCGAGGAGAUGCGUUUCGAUUGCUGUUUGGACAUCGCCGCCCCAUGCCCCGCCGCGAUGUGUCGAUUGGGGAGUGGGCAACAGUGCUCCAUUACGCCAACGUGAUGGCCAUCACGAUUGUGUCGAUUUUACUCGUCAUGUAUCAUUUCGGAGCGUAUGUGAGCUUGAGCGACGACAACCACUGCGAUUUCACCUUUGACAAUGCGUCGAUGGUGCCGUUCCAAAGCAUUGAAGUCGGCCUCGCUCGAUCGAGUGCCAACUGCAGGGGCAUGCUUGAGAAGUCAUGGUUCAAGCACCAAGUGCUCAUUUUCAUUGCGUUGGAGCAUAUUGGGUUUGGACUCCGGUACUUGGUGCUGCAACUGGACAAAACCCCCGCGGCGAUCUCGAACCCAUCGUAUUUGCGAUUGAAGCAAAUUCGGGAGCUCACGUCGCAGCGGACGGCCAACUCGACCGUGUUCAACUACAUCAGCGAGCUCCGUUGUGUGUACGACAAGUACGACUUGGACCACACCGACCACCUUCACGAACAUGCGCUCGUCCGAUUUUUGGCCGAAUGGAUGUCCAAGGAGCCGGCGGAGCUCGAGAAGCGAUCGGGGCUGAUCUUCCGCUACAUGGACAAGAACAAAGUGGGCAAAGUCCCGUUUUCCACGUGCUGCUUGAUGCUUCAACAUGCGCAUCACGACCGGUUCUUUUCCGCACUCUUGGGGAUAUACGACCACCUGGAUGACUUUCGCAACCAAGAAAUUCGGUUGAAUGAUGACCCGAUGAAGAUCCGCCGAGUACUUCGGGCCCAGUCCAUGGAAAGCCAAGAAACCCAACGCACAUCGCACGGCGAUAUCCUGACAACUCCAACUGCUCUUUCCAGCCUCUAG
This is a messenger RNA of Aphanomyces invadans, 4125 nucleotides long. RefSeq lists its product as hypothetical. Gene Ontology annotation, biological process: chloride transmembrane transport. The transcript has 24 exons. Gene Ontology annotation, molecular function: chloride channel activity. The record is from RefSeq and is a predicted model, not a curated record. The coding region runs from base 1 to 4125 and encodes 1374 amino acids. NCBI's taxonomy places the organism in Eukaryota, Oomycota, Saprolegniomycetes, Saprolegniales, Verrucalvaceae.